CCUCCUCCCGCGGCCAUGGAGCAGCGCGGCGCGGCGCCGGCCGUGCUGGCCACCAGCAGGCCAAUUCAGAAUACACACACGGGGCUGGAUUUGUCCGUGCCGGAAUACCAGGAAAUCCGUGGGAAGAUGAUGUCUGGCCAUGUCGAGUAUCACAUUGUCGUCGUUACCCGACUGGCUGCCUUCAAAUCAGCAAAGCACAAGCCUGAAGAUGUGGUUCAGUUUAUGGUUUCCAAGAAGUACAGCGAGAUCGAGGAGCUCUACCAGAGACUGACAGCACGGUAUCCACAGGUGUCUCUGCCACUCCUGCCUAGAAAAGUUCUCUUUGUGGGGGAAUCUGACAUCUCUGAGCGAAGAGCUAUGUUCAAUGACAUCAUGAAAUUCAUCGCCAAAGAUGAGGAUCUAGCAACGAGUCCCGAGUUACUGGAAUUUUUAGGAACAAAAUCUUCUAGUGCUGUUGACUUCAAGGGCAAAAACUUACCUGAUGACAGGGAGAAAGAAGAUGAAGAAAAUGAGGCAUUGGAUUUUUUCAAAGAGGAGAAGACACCUGACUUAAUCUCACAGCUUUUAUCAGUGGAAGAUUCCAAAAAAGGGGAGAAAAAAGAAGGGGGAGAUGAAGAAGAAGAAGAGGAAGAAAUUUUAGACCCUCUUGGUAUAAUCAGAACUAAAAAAGCAAAGACAGCUGCUCCUCCAGCCAAGGAAGAGAAGCCCAAAUUAACCAUUUUUGAAGAGGAGGUGGAUCCAAAUGAAGGACUCUUUGGCCCAGAAAAAGAUUUCUCAUCAAUCGGUCCCAGAAGAAAGAUUAAAGAGAAUCUGAAGUUAUUUGAAGACCCAGACCUCGGCGGGGUGGUGAGACUGGGUGACUCACUCCUGCUGCCAGCUGCCUGUGAGCACAGCGAGGAUGUGCUGAGCAGGGAGCCUGAGGAGGACACUGAGGAGCUGCUGAGGUACUCAUCUCAAAUCUGCCAUGUGGGAUGGAGAGUGGAAGAUGAUUUUGAGAAACUCUUAGAGGUUACCUCCAAACCAAAACCUAAGGUCCCACCAAAGCCACCUCUGCCUCAGAAGCCAGCAGUUGCCCCCAGGAGCACUAAUUCACCUUCACUGGCAAAGCAAAAGGAAAACAGGAUUCAGACAAUGAAUGAAGUGGACAUUCUCCAGUAUAUCCAGGAAAAUGAAUCUAUCAACAACCAGGAUACCAGUCUUUUUUGAACAUAUGUAUUUUAAAAUAUCCUGAUGGCUUCUUGGCCCCACCUCCCAGUGAGCUGCAGUGACAGCAGCAAGAACUGCCCAGGUGUUUCUGCUGUCACAGGGCUCAUUUGUGUACCAGGAUACAGAGAGCAGCAGGUUUGAGCAGCAGAACCUCCCUGUGAGGUUUGCAGAACACUGCAGCUGUGAUCUAAUGUUGCCUUAGAUUUUCAGGGUUUCACAGGGAAUGUGAACAAGGAUGCAGCCCUACAGAUUGUCUACUGCUAUUUUAGUAUCAACAUUGUACAGGUUUUGGCCAGUUGAUUGAAAAUGGUGAGGAUGUUGUACACAUGGCAACUGUGAGUAAUGUCCAACAAAUGGUCUGAGGCAUGGUAGGAUGCUGUUCCUGUCAUUUUUAGAUAGUGUUUUUUAGCUCAGUGGAAAGGCCAUUUCCCUUUUAUCCAGUGUGGUUUUGUAGCAGCCUCUUCCUCCCUGACUUGUAUUUUGGUAAUUUUUAACAGGAACUGCUAAAUGUAGUUAACAGUUCCUCUGUCUUCCCAUGGAACAUUGAAAUCCCAGCUAACCCUGACAGUCUGCUGCCUUAAUUGCUGCACAAAUGCCAGCUUGUAAGAGAACUUUAGGCCUGCAAAGACCAUGCUAUGCUAUCUCUGAUUCCCAGGGAGAAUAGCAGAUGACUGGGGGUGGCUAAGAACACUCUCCAGACAUAGAUGGAGGCUACAGUGCCCAGGAGGUUUGGAUGCUGUAGGACUCCUAUGAACUCCAGAUUCACAAGGGCUGAUUUUUUCCAGCCAAGUCUUCCUGGGUUUCCACUGUAGUUAGUGGAAAGAGAGAGGGGCUUCUCCAGGAGGUCAUUCAGUGCAGGUGUGUUAAUGGAGGAAAUCUGAAUUGCUCUCUGGAGUCACUCUUUCUCUCCUAUUCCUUCACUUCUCCCAGAAUUUUUAAGAACCAGCCAUGGUGAUUAAUUCCACUAAGCUAAAAUGAGUUUGUGUGUUAAGAUGGUGGUCUGUUCUUUACCAUGUGAUGUUUAAAACAAGGGAAGACAAACUUGGCAGUAGCUAGAGGAAAAAAAAUAGGAAGAAAAUAUACUGGAGAAAUUUUAAUAUGCAAGAGAAGAAAAACAUUGUAGAGUAGGUAUCCAAGACUUUCCCCCUUCUUGUCAAACUCAGGCACUCUGGUUGAAGAUACUAAAUUUACACCUAAUGUGGGUUUAUACCUGCUGUCAUGCAGUUUCCUGAACUCAUUCCAUGUGUGGUCUAGCUAGAGAUGAAGACAAGCUCCCCAGAGGGAAAAUAUUAAUAUAUUUAAGCCAUACCAUCAUCUCAAUAUUUGCCUUUCUAAUAUAGAACAAAAUAAAUAGAAAACAUUAUCUAUUUUUAAUAAUGAAAUUAUUUCUAUCAGCAUUUCCUUUUUAAGCCUGUGGGAAAUAUUAUAAAAGUAUUUUGCUUUGAUGGGACAGAUAAAAUAUAGCCAUUGGUUC
Molecule: messenger RNA, 2680 nt
Organism: Melozone crissalis (California towhee)
Lineage: Eukaryota; Metazoa; Chordata; Aves; Passeriformes; Passerellidae
Gene: HS1BP3
Product: HCLS1 binding protein 3
Exons: 7
Coding region: 16-1206 (396 amino acids)
Molecular function (GO): phosphatidylinositol binding
Source: RefSeq, a predicted model, not a curated record